UUGUAUAAUUUUUAUUUUUUAAAAACGGACCAAUCAGAAGGUGACAUGUGGCAAGUGGUGGGGUCAACUAACUGACAGUGACGGUCAACUAACGGAAAUGACAUUUGGUGAUAUUAUACUAAACCUCAGUGGCAUUUGGUGAAUUAUGAAAAACGCGAUGACAUUUGGUGAAAUUUUUAAGUAUUAAGUGACAUUUUGUGAUAUAGCCAUUUUUUUAAUGUAAAAAGAACACUCCAUUGUCCAUUAGCCGAAGAAGAGCAAAUAAGAUCAUAGGAAUGAUAGGAUCAUUGGAUCAUAGAGAAUGAGAGAGUAUAAAGUCACAUAGAUCAUCAUCAUUGACAAAGUUUAUUUAAAUAACGACCGACGAAGUCUCUUUUGAAACAAAAACUCAAACAAUCGCACAAUUUCCAUUCUUUUCAUUCCACUCACAAACCCCAAAACUAAUGAUUUCGUAACCAAACACUUAUCUCCCUCCCACUCCUUUUAAAACCCCCCAAAAAGGGCAAGUUCAGUAACCGCCAUGAAUACUACUUUGCUUUGCUAAUACCCAUGUCUUUUUUUCUCUCUCUCCUAACUCCCAUACUCAUACUCUAUUCUACCUUCCUACUUAAUCCUUCUCCACUACUUUUAUUUCCCCCAUUUUUUCUUAUUUUCCUUCAUUUAAACUCCAGUAAUGCAGCUUUCUUCCAAUAACCCACUUCCCAAAAUCACCUUAUUUCACCCUUUUAACAAUGUCUAAGAUUCAAUCUCAAGAACAAAUUAACACCCACCAAAUUAAUACCAUUAAUCACCCAAAUAACAUGGACAAUUUCUCAAAAAAGUUGAAACGUUUCAGAUUCUUUGAGCCUUCAUUAAGCAUUACUGGGUUCUUAUUUGUAACAGUGGGUGCUAUUAUAUGUUGUUACUAUUACUUAGAUUACAGAGUUUUUGAAAGAGGGUUGAAUUUUCCAUUUAAAUCACAGAGGUUUCAAUGGCUGCAAUAUGAUGAAUUUGCUGGUGUUUCUGCUGGUAUUAAGAAAAAGGUUGAGUUUUUGAGUGAAAUGGGUGAUGAAUGUGACGUGUUUGAUGGUGAUUGGGUGUGGGAUGAGAGUUAUCCAUUGUAUGAAUCAAAAAAUUGCGAGUUUAUGGAUUUUGGGUUUAGGUGUUCUGAGAGUGGUCGACCUGAUAAUUUUUAUACCAAGUGGCGUUGGCAGCCUAAACUUUGCAAUUUACCAAGAUUCGAUGCAAUAUUGAUGUUGGAAAAAUUAAGGAACAAACGCGUUGUAUUUGUGGGAGACUCUAUUGGAAGGAACCAAUGGGAAUCGCUUCUUUGUAUGCUUGCUUCUGCUGUUUCUGAUCAGAAAUCAAUAUAUGAAGUGAAUGGAAAUCCUAUUACAAAGCACAAAGGCUUUUUGAUUUUCAAGUUUGAAGACUAUAAUUGCACAGUGGAGUAUUAUCGGUCUCCAUUUCUCGUAUUGCAAGGACGUCCCCCUGCAGGAACACCAGAAAAGGUCAGGUCCACUUUAAAAUUAGAUCAAAUGGACUGGAAUGCUGGGAGGUGGAAGGGUGCUGAUGUUCUUGUCUUCAAUACAGGACAUUGGUGGAACUAUGAGAAGACUAUUAGAGGGGGUUGUUACUUUCAAAUUGGGUUAGAGGUAAAUAUGAAUAUCACAGAAGAUGACGCAUACCGCAGAUCCCUGGAGACUGUUCUUGACUGGAUAGACAGGGAGGUAGAUACAAGAAAGACACAGGUCUUCUUUCGCACCUAUGCCCCUGUACAUUUCAGAGGUGGUGAUUGGAGAAGUGGCGGAAGCUGUCACAUGGAAAACCUCCCAGAGCUCGGGGAGUCUCUGGUCUCAUCUCAAACAUGGUCAAAACUCAACAUAGCUGCAGAGGUAUUGGGAUCUCACAGUAACAAUCCGAAACUUAGGGACAUAAGCAUGUUGAACAUUACAGUUAUGUCCUCUCGCAGAAAGGAUGGUCACUUGUCGUUGUACUACCUGGGUCCUGGUGCUGGUCCAGCAUCAAUCCAUCGGCAGGAUUGCAGUCAUUGGUGCCUACCUGGGAUUCCUGACUCUUGGAAUGAGCUGCUUUUUGCUUUGCUAAUUAGACGUAGUGUCUCUAAGACAUCAAAUUCGACUUCUCAAACACAGGCCGUUUGAAAUGUGAUUGGUUUGUGCAGACUUUGAUAGUAAAAAUUACAGCUAAAAUAAUGCAUAUUGUGUAGGAGGUUCUUUGCAGGAAAUUACAAUCAGUGAGUGGUAGAUGCAAAGAAGACUUGUCAUUUUAAAGGGUAAUCUGAUUUGUGAAUAUAUGGUUAAUUAUACAGAACGAAGGAAACAACUCAUCUUCUAUUUCAUGUUUUGUGGAUUUGGAGGAGAGCAAAAGGUGCUUCCAUUUGCAAAUGCCAUUUAUAUAUAGCAUAAUUUUAUGUAAUAUUUAUAGGACAUUUCCUCCCAAUUCCAAAGUUCCAAGUUUAAGUAAUCUAAUAAUUUUUAUUAUUCUUUGUUA
This is a messenger RNA of Chenopodium quinoa (quinoa), 2490 nucleotides long. Its product is annotated as protein trichome birefringence-like 10. The record is from RefSeq and is a predicted model, not a curated record. Gene Ontology annotation, molecular function: O-acetyltransferase activity. Gene Ontology annotation, cellular component: Golgi apparatus. NCBI's taxonomy places the organism in Eukaryota, Viridiplantae, Streptophyta, Magnoliopsida, Caryophyllales, Amaranthaceae. The transcript has 4 exons. The coding region runs from base 732 to 2141 and encodes 469 amino acids.